ACAACUGAAUUAACCAAACUACCAUUGACAACAACAGAAAACAGAUGUACAUACGUAUGUACACAUUGUAUACAGUUGAAAUAUAAGCAACGCGAAAGCUUUUUACGCUACGCUCAAAAGCCACAAUGAAACAACGCUUCGCCACUGCCAUCGUUGUUAGUUGCCUCCAACACGAUUCCCCAAUCAGAUCGCUAUCGCCCACGAAUACGGGCACAAGCAACGGAUGUAGAACCUAGUUAAGAAAUUGUGUCGUAACUUGUAACAGUAAUUUCAAGAACAAUUUCCGUUCGUUUAAAAGUGUAAGAAAAGGUGUAAGAACAAGUGUAAAAACCGCAAACCAAAUACAUACAUACAUAUACACAAUGCAUAAUCCCGAUUUUGUACCAGCGACAAUCGGCGGCGGUCUUCUGCCGUCCACAUCAAAUGCAUCGAUCGGGGGAUUUCAAUCUCUGCAUGUACACUUCUCCACCAAACAGUUGCCACCGCAAGAGCGUAGACUGGGAGAGCUUUUUAAAGAAAAAAUCGCUGCCAAAGAGUUCUUCUACGGCAUCGAGUUGACAGCGCGUUCCUAUGGCAAACAACAAACAGUACUGGACUAUGAUAGUUUUGGCACCUUGUUGCCACUCUUCACCUCGCUGGUAUGGCUGGGGCUGGACUAUGCCAAUGUUGCGAACGUCACAGCGGUGGAUGCGGUAGGGAUGGGACGACGACUGCAAUCGCGUAUGGUGGUAAUGCCACAUUUUACUUGCUAUCGCGCCGAUUCAAAGCGACUCGACGAUUUUUUGAGCCUCAACUUCGCGAAUGUGUUGGCACUGCGAGGCGAUCAGGUGGAUGCGCAGCAGCAGUUCCAGCACGCUAAGGAAUUGGUGGAAUAUAUGCGUGGCAAGCGUGGUGACACAAUAUCUAUCGGUGUGGGCGGUUAUCCUGAAGGACAUCCGGAAUCUAAGUCGAUGGAGGAAGAUAUGAAGUUUCUCAAGGAGAAGGUGGAUGCCGGUGCCGACUUUAUUAUCACACAAAUCUGCUUUUCACCUGAGUCAAUUUUGCAAUUUGUGCAAAGGUGUCGGGACAACGACAUCAAUGUGCCCAUCAUCAUUGGCAUUAUUGUGCCAGAUAGUAUGCGAGCUUUGCAUUUUGUACUGAAUAUUGUGAAGGCAGUGAUUUCCGAAGAGCAGCUGAGUAAAUACAAGGAAUUAAAGGAUAGCCCGGAGGCGUUCAAAACGUAUGCGGUUGAAAAUGCGCGGCGUACCGUACAAAUGGUGCUGGAUAGUGAUGCAAAUGUUUAUGGGUUUCAAUUCUUUACAAUGAAUCGCUUUGAGAAUGUAAAGCUUGUUGUUCAGCAAAUACUGGAUCAAAAUUUUAUAAAUGUAAGCUGAAUAGAUUACAUAAAUUUUAGUUAAAAUAGCUUGGUUAAGAAAUUUAA
Rhagoletis pomonella (apple maggot) is the source of this 1420-nucleotide messenger RNA. RefSeq names its product 5,10-methylenetetrahydrofolate reductase. Gene Ontology annotation, cellular component: cytosol. Gene Ontology annotation, molecular function: FAD binding; methylenetetrahydrofolate reductase [NAD(P)H] activity. The coding region runs from base 363 to 1373 and encodes 336 amino acids. The record is from RefSeq and is a predicted model, not a curated record. Lineage: Eukaryota; Metazoa; Arthropoda; Insecta; Diptera; Tephritidae. The transcript is spliced from 3 exons. Gene Ontology annotation, biological process: tetrahydrofolate interconversion.